AUGGAGUGUGAGAAAUUUAUGGAGGUAGGAAAAACCUUAGGCCUGGAGAAAGCAGAGCUGCAGAAAUUUGUUAAAGAGCAGAUGGAAGAAUUGAAGGAACUAAAGAGAUUAGAAAGGGAAGAUCGAUUAAAGGAAAGAGAAGCAGCCAAAGAACUAGCAGAAAUGGAAGCCGCCAAAGAGUUAAGGGAAAGAGAAGCAGCCAAAGAACUAGCGGAAAUGGAAGCCGCCAAAGAGUUAAGGGAAAGAGAUGUUGCUAGAGAGUUGGCAGAAAUCAAGGAGAGGCAGUGGGCAAGUGAAAGAGAGGAGCGAGAACGAGAAAGACAGUUUGAAUUAACUAAGCUGGAAAUGGAGACCGGUAACCGAGCAGGUUUGUUGAAAUCAAAUGAUGUAAGUGUUCAGAAAGUUAAAUUGAAAAUGAAUGUAUUUCAAGAUGGUAGAGAUGACAUGGAUGCUUACUUGACAAGCUUUGAAAGGAUGUCCAUAGCUCAGAAGUCACCACAGAAGGAUUGGGCAAUUCACUUAGGAACCUUAUUGACAGGUAAAGCUAGAGAUGUAUAUGUAAGGCUAAAUAGCGAAGAUGCGAUGGAUUAUGAUAAACUAAAGAAUGCUCUGUUACAUAGAUACGAUUUGACGCAGGAAGGAUUUAGACAGAAGUUCAGAACAGCGAAAGUAGAAGUAGGAGAAACAUACACACAGUUUCUGAGUAGAAUGACAGGUUAUGUACAUAGGUGGAUUAAAAUGAGUGGAAUUAAUCAAGAUUUUGAAGGAUUGUUUGAUUUAUUAUUGAGGGAACAGCUUUUGAAUUCUGCAAGUACUGAAUUAACAUUGUAUUUAAAAGAGAGAACACCAGAGAGCGCAGAUAAAAUGGCGAGUUUAGCAGAGACAUUUGUAGAAGCCAGAAAAGGAGCAGUCCACAGCAUAAAACAGGAAGAAAGAGACCGGAGACAGUAUGUAGGAGGAGAAAGAGGACGAAUACCGGGUAAGAACUUUUCAAACAACUAUAAUUCACACACUAAUUCACACAGAUGUAGUGAAUCUCAUCGGCCAUGGGCACCCAAGUGUUUUGUUUGUGAUAAAAAGGGUCAUAUAGCCAGAGAAUGUCCAAAUAGGAACAAAUCGACAAGAGAGAUACGUGAUAAAGAGGUUAUUGCAUGUAUGGUUUCAAUGAAGAAAAACAGAUUAGUGGAAAGAGACGAUAGCAAUAUGAAUGUGUUUGUAGGGACAAACUUAGGAAAAGAUACUACCAUCAUUAGAGAUACAGGAUGUUCCACAGUAGUGAUCAGGAAGUGUUUAGUACCUGAGAAUGACAUGACAGGAGAGAUAGGUAGUUAUGUGACUUUAGAUGGCGAGGUGAAAGAAGCCCCAUGGUGUGAGACUUACAUCAAAACGCCUUAUUACACAGGGAAAGUCAGAGCUAUGGUUUUAGAUAAUCCCAUAUAUGAUAUUGUCAUUGGAAACGUGAUAGGAGCUAAAGAUGCCACGAAGAGAGAUAUAGCACAGACAAUAGGAAUCAUGGAGACAAGAGCCCAAGUGAAGAGGAGAAAUCAGAAAAUGCAGCCAUUGAUUACACCAACAAUACAGAUUGAAGGAGUGAAUCCUGAACAGAUCCGAGCUGAGCAGCGAAAAGAUGAAGGUUUGGAAAAAUUAUUUAAAUUAGCAGAAGCAGGGGAAGAAACGCUAAAAGGGAUAAACUUUUCAAAAUUUGUAAUUGAAAAUGAAUUGCUUAAAAGAAAGUCGCAGUCACCUAAUGUUGAACAUGGAAAGUUAUUUGAUCAACUUGUAGUACCAACGAAGUUAAGAGUCAAAGUGAUGAGAGUUGCUCAUGAAACAGUCUUGGCAGGACAUAUGGCUACACAGAAAACGAUCAAUAGGGUACAACGUCAUUUUUAUUGGCCUGGAUUACAAGGGGAUAUUCGCAGGUUUUGCCAGUCAUGCGAUGUUUGCCAAAGAACAAUUCCUAAAGGUAGAGUAGGGAAAGCUUUAUUAGGAAAGAUGCCAGUUAUUGAUGUGCCAUUUGAAAGAGUAGCAGUAGAUUUAGUAGGACCCAUAGAUCCGAUGACUGACAAAAAGAACAGAUAUAUUUUGGUUGUUGUGGAUUUUGCAACUAGGUAUCCUGAAGCAGUGGCUUUGAAGAAUAUUGACACCAGAACAGUAGCGGAGGCAUUAUUGGGAGUGUUUGGAAGAGUUGGAAUGCCAAAAGAGAUUCUUACUGACCGAGGAACUCAAUUUACAUCAGACAUGAUGAAGGAGGUAUGUAGAUUGUUAUCUAUGAAGCAAUUAACAACCACUCCUUAUCACCCCAUGUGUAACGGCCUUGUUGAGAGAUUUAACGGGACAUUAAAAUCAAUGCUUAAAAAGAUGUGUAUUGAAAGACCAAAGGAUUGGGAUCGAUAUAUAGCACCUUUGCUGUUCGCUUACAGGGAGGUACCACAAGAUAGCAUAGGAUUUUCUCCGUUUGAAUUGCUUUAUGGUAGAACAGUGAGAGGACCAAUGCAGAUUCUGAAAGAAUUGUGGACAGAUGAAAUAACAGAUCCAGAAAUAAAGACAACAUAUCAGUAUGUCAUUGAUCUGAGAGAGAGGCUGGAGGAAACGUGUAUGCUGGCACACAACGAGUUAGAAAAAUCAUCAACGAGAUAUAGAAAAUACUUCAAUUCGAAGGCGAAGGACAGACAGCUGAAGGUUGGUGAUCAGGUAUUGUUGCUUUUACCUAAAUACAAGAACAAGUUAGAAAUGAUGUGGCAGGGACCAAACAGGAUAGUAGAGAAGCUGGGAAGUUUAGAUUACAGAAUAAAGAUGGACAACGGGAAAGUAAAAACCUUUCAUGUGAAUAUGCUAAAGAAAUAUUUGGACAGACCAAAGGAAGAGAAUAGAGAAAGGAUAGAAACAGUUUGUGUAGCAGUAGUAGAAGAGGAAGUCGUUGAAGGGGAAUGUACAGAAAAGUUAGAAGGGAAGUUGGGUAUUGUAUUACCAUCGUUAGUUAAGACAGAGACAUGGGAAAGAUGUGAACUUUCAAGUGAUUUAGAUAGGAAACAAAUCCAAGAUGUGAAAGGUGUACUGCAAACAUUCCAAGAUGUAUUAUCAGAUAAACCUGGAAGAACUGAUCUGGAAACAUUCAAAAUAGAAUUAACUUCUGAAGAACCUGUUAGAUUAAAACCAUAUCCAAUACCGUUUAGCUUGACGAAGGUAGUGAAAGAGGAAGUAGAUCAAAUGCUAGAACUUGAUGUGAUUGAGAAAUCUCACUCAGCAUAUGCUAGUCCCAUAGUGUUAGUGAAAAAGAAAGAAGGGACAUAUCGAUUUUGUACUGAUUAUAGGAGAUUGAACCAAAUUGUUGUAUAUGAUGCAGAACCCAUUCCUAAUAUUGAUGAAUUACUCAGUAAAAUUUCAGGAGCAAAAUUCUUCACAAAAAUUGAUCUUUGCAAGGGAUACUGGCAGAUUCCAGUGGAAGAAGAUUCGAGAGAUGCAACAGCGUUCGUUACACCAAAUGGUCUGUAUCAUUGGAAGGUAAUGCCGUUUGGAAUAGUUAGUGCUCCAGCGGUAUUCUCACGGAUGAUGAGAACUCUAUUGAAAGGUUUGAGUAAUGUGAGAAACUACAUUGAUGACAUUUUAAUAUAUACCGAAACAUGGGAGGAACAUCUAGAGAUGGUUGAGACAGUAUUUAACAGACUGAGAGAUGGAAAGUUAACUGCAAAACCGAGCAAGUGUUUGAUUGGAUUCAAAACUUUAGAAUUUUUAGGACAUAUGGUGGGUAAUGGUGAAAUUGGACCAGAGGCAAAGAAAGUGAAGAAAAUCAUGGCAAUAUCUAGACCACAGAACAAAAAAGAGUUGAGAUCAUUUUUGGGACUCAUUGGGUACUACAGAAAAUUUAUUAAGAAUUUUUCAGAAAUUGCAGCUCCACUAACGGACAUGACUAAGAACAGUCAGACUAAAGUGUUACAGUGGACAGAGGGUACGACAGCAGCAUUUAAAACACUGAAAGAAAAGAUGUCAAGUGCACCCGUGUUGAAACUCCCUAAACUUGGGGAACAUUUCACCAUUAGAACGGACGCAUCAGGUAAUGGGUUAGGUGCAGUAUUGAUGCAGGAGAGCGAAGGUGAGGUAUUUCCGGUGUUGUAUGUUAGUAGGAAAUUAAAGGACAGAGAAACCAGAUACGCAACUAUUGAGAAGGAGUGUUUGGCCAUUGUGUGGGCCAUAGGUAAGUUUACACAGUACGUGUACGGAGUGGACUUCACGUUAGAAACCGACCACCAGUCACUGACAUGGUUACACCAGACGAGGUUUGACAAUGCACGAGUGAUGAGAUGGGCAUUGGCACUACAACCAUACAGGUUUGUAUGUAAGAGUAUCCAUGGUAAGGAUAAUGUGUGUGCCGAUCUUUUAAGUCGAUGCGGUGACAGUGGGGAUAUAGAAUAGAUUAUCAAGGUUAUGUAGUAUCCUGUGAAGGAUUAACUUUGACUUGCUGUGACUUGUGAUUUUGGUUUUGUUAGAUAUUUUUAUUUUGGGAAAUAAAAAUUUUAAGUAGGGGAAUGUGUCACAAGUCAAGGGUAAUCUGAUUUUAAUUGUAUGAAAGAGAAUAUGUGGUUAUAUAUUUUAUAACAUUUUUUAUCAUUUAUACAGUAUUUUAAUUUAUACGAAUGAGAGAAGCAUGAAGUAUGAGUCAUAGCUUGUAUCUCACACGUGAAGCUGUCUUUAAUUAGCAAGCAGCUUGUGUGGUAUCUGUUGAGACCAACAACGGGAUGAGCAGCGAGGGGCAAUGUUAGAGUUUGACCAGGUGAUUGGGCUGCGGAAUUAUGUGAAGAAGGGACGAGGAAACUGACGUUGAUGUUAAUUCAUGGAAGUUGGGUACAGCUGAAGUGGAAAUUGAAGUUCCACAUGUGGGCUACUUAUUAGCCAUGAUGUUGUGGUGGUGAAUAACAAGUGUAUUGUUAUCGUGCAGCAUCUCGGUGAAUAACAAGUGUAUUGUUAUUGUGCAGCAGAAACAUAUUGUGUAAAUAUGGCUGUAGUAUUUAGAGCUGAUCUGAAAUGGAGGGUGCUAACUAAUGUUAGUACAUAAUUUAGUUAGAACAAUAUAUGUAUAUAAAAGGUGAUCACGAGGAAGUGAAUCAUAAGGAUUGUGGUAUGAACUGAAACAUUUUAUAUUGAACUGUGUGGUUUUAGUAUAUUAUUUUGUGUGUUGUGAUACGUGAUAUUUUUAUAUGAAAUUAUGUGUAAAGUGGUGAUAAUGUAUGUUUAUUAUAUAUGAGAAGUGUGAGUGUUGAGGGAGUGCUGGUGAUUAGUGGUAUGUGAGAGGGAUAUAAUUAGGGUUAGUAAGUAGGAGUGGAGAAUGAAUGUGAUUGUUAUUUGGGUGCUGUAAAUAAAUGUAAUAUAAUUUA
Messenger RNA from Gigantopelta aegis, 5369 nucleotides. RefSeq lists its product as uncharacterized. Gene Ontology annotation, molecular function: zinc ion binding; nucleic acid binding. Gene Ontology annotation, biological process: DNA integration. NCBI's taxonomy places the organism in Eukaryota, Metazoa, Mollusca, Gastropoda, Neomphalida, Peltospiridae. The coding region runs from base 1 to 4410 and encodes 1469 amino acids. The record is from RefSeq and is a predicted model, not a curated record. The transcript has 2 exons.